CACGGCUGGUACUAGGAGGGCAGAGGACAGCUUUGGCCAGCAAACAACAGCACAUCAUCGUCAUGAGUGUCGCUAUUCUAGCUGUGUUUGUGUUUGGCGCCUUUGCGUUGGCAACAUCGGCAGACACGCAAGUGGGUCUGGGCGGCAAAGUCCUGGUCUUCCCUUAUGAGACCGAUUUCAGCUACGUGACGCUGAUGCCGCUCAAGGAGAUGGCUCUUAAGGCCUUCACCCUGUGCUUACGCGUGGCCACAGAGCUGCCCGAAGAACGCCAGAUCAUCCUGUUUGCAUACCGCACGGCUGACUACGACGAGCUCAAUGUGUGGCGAGAGAAGGACGGACGCAUUUCCUUUUACAUGAGCGGUGACGGCGCUUUCUUCCACCUCCCUCCGCUGGGAACGUUCCGUACGAGCCUGUGCCUGACAUGGGAGUCUGUCGCCGGACUCACUGCUUUUUGGGUGGACGGGAAGCGCAGCACGUAUCAGGUCUACAAACCCGGACACAGCAUCCGUCCCAAAGGCACCGUCCUCCUGGGCCAGGACCCUGACAAACACCUGGGGGGCUUGGAGGCCCUGCAGAGUUUCGUGGGGGAGCUGACUGAUGUGAAUAUGUGGGACUUUGUCCUCUCCAGGAGCAUGAUCCGGGCCUGGCAUUACGGACACAAGUUCCCUGAAGGCAACAUUUUUCACUGGGCCACUCUUGAGUAUGAGCUUAACGGAAAUGUAAUGGUGGUGGAUGAUGACUGACUCAGUGUGGCAUCCUGUGGAGGGACGCAUGGCGUCUGUGCUGGACUGCUUCUGAUGUGUGCCAUAUUUAAUCUUACCUUACAGUGGAGUUAGUUGAUGAGACCACUGCGCUUGGUUUUGAUAUCAUUUUAAAGAUAAGGCAACAAUUGCAGUCCAGCAGAGGUGCUUGUUUCACUCAGCAGCAGGAUGCAUCCAUAGUAAUAAUACAAUUAUUAAUAAUAUUAUAUAAUUAUAUAUAUAUAUAAUAGUUUUUUCAAUUGUACUUAUUCCUACUAUAAUUGUUUAUUUUAUUUUCACUUCUUUUUACUUGUACUUACAAUGAUAGCUAACAGUGAUACAUGUAUCAAUAUUAUUUGAUCAUAUGUCUUUAUUUAUAUGAAAUUCUUGAAGUAUUCAUAUUGUUAAAUGUUGAAUAUUAAUUUGAAUGUCUACUUAUAAUAUAUACUGUAUGUGUAUAAUAAUAACCAUGAUAAUAAUAAUAAUAAAACAUUUUUACCGCAUACAUGCCCUAUGUAUUCACUGGGUGGCACGCCCAUUCACGUCAAGUAGUAAAUGAUUUAUAGUUAUGAAUAGUUAUAAUUCAUCUAAAUAAUAUUAGUAGAAAUGUAAGAAGACUUAAUUCGAUUUAACCCGGUUGAGCAGAACCACAUGCUCAGUAAGAACCAGUUUGUUGACUGUUGUUGUAAAGGAACUGAUAAAAGUGAUGCUUUUUAAUAUCAAGAACAACAAAUAAAUGCUAAAUGACACGCGUGAUUCAUU
This is a messenger RNA of Dunckerocampus dactyliophorus (ringed pipefish), 1502 nucleotides long. RefSeq names its product C-reactive protein-like. The record is from RefSeq and is a predicted model, not a curated record. The coding region runs from base 63 to 743 and encodes 226 amino acids. NCBI's taxonomy places the organism in Eukaryota, Metazoa, Chordata, Actinopteri, Syngnathiformes, Syngnathidae. The transcript has 3 exons.